Messenger RNA from Silurus meridionalis, 4897 nucleotides. Its product is annotated as sodium-coupled neutral amino acid transporter 3-like. Lineage: Eukaryota; Metazoa; Chordata; Actinopteri; Siluriformes; Siluridae. The transcript has 17 exons. Gene Ontology annotation, molecular function: L-asparagine transmembrane transporter activity; L-glutamine transmembrane transporter activity; L-histidine transmembrane transporter activity. The coding region runs from base 292 to 1824 and encodes 510 amino acids. Gene Ontology annotation, biological process: amino acid transmembrane transport; L-glutamine transport; asparagine transport. The record is from RefSeq and is a predicted model, not a curated record.
ACUCCCAUUUCCCCAAGUAAAGCGCGACUCCGAAUUGAAUCAAUUUCCCCAAACGUUUUUAUGUGAAACCCAAAAGGAAGCAAGCUGCAAUUAUUCACAGGGAACAAAAAGAAAACCAACACCUCGUUUUAUAAAGAAAGAAAAAAUAAUAAUAAAAACAACAACAACAAAGGAGCUGUGAUAACGCGUUAACAGAGGAAAUAAGUGGCGUUCAGGGCUGUAUUCAUCGACUGAGGAGGCAGACGUAUCGAACCCUCGCACACAAGGAACCGGUACCUCUAAAUUUCUCACAUGGAGUCCGUCCAAUCUGAGAUGAGCAUCUUGGUCAACGGGAAAAGUCAUGAUCCUGGGGAUGAUAUGAAUGGCCAGAUGAAGACCAUAAUGGAGGAAGACCCAAAUGCCACUCAGAACAGAUAUGAUGAUCCUGAUGGAAAUCUGGCUGAAAAUGUUGAGUUUUUGCCUGGAGGUGAGGGCAAAAAACCCCGUUUCACUGAUUUUGAAGGGAAGACCUCUUUCGGCAUGUCUGUCUUCAAUCUCGGCAAUGCCAUCAUGGGCAGUGGGAUUUUGGGUUUGGCCUACGCCAUGUCUAACACCGGCAUCGUCCUCUUUUUGUUCCUCCUCACGGCAGUUGCUGUUCUUUCAUCCUACUCCAUUCACCUCUUGCUAAAAGCCUCUGGUGUUGUGGGAAUCAGAGCCUAUGAGCAGCUCGGUUUCCGGGCCUUUGGGACACCGGGCAAAAUGGCAGCUGGAAUCGCUAUAACACUGCAGAACAUCGGAGCUAUGUCCAGCUACCUAUUUAUUGUUAAGUCCGAGUUUCCUCUGGUCAUCCAAGCCUUCUUGAGGGCAGACACCAACUCUGGAGAGUGGUAUCUGAAUGGUAACUAUCUUGUGGUUAUGGUCUCCGUAUCUAUCAUUCUGCCUUUGGCCCUCAUGAAGCAGUUGGGUUACCUUGGUUACACGAGUGGCUUCUCUCUCAGUUGCAUGGUUUUCUUCCUCACUGCGGUCAUCUAUAAGAAAUUCCACAUCCCUUGCCCUUUUGAAGAGUUCUCCGCUAAUAACACAGCCAGCCACCUGCUCGCAACCGAGUUGCCAGUCACUGAUUUUCACCAUGAUGUGGUGGACGAUGCACACUGCUCUCCUCGUAUGUUCACAAUGAACUCUCAGACGGCAUACACCAUCCCUAUUCUUGCCUUCGCCUUUGUGUGUCACCCCGAAGUGCUUCCCAUCUACACUGAGCUGCGCAACCCAUCUAAAAGGAAAAUGCAGCACAUCUCCAACAUCUCAAUCUUCAUUAUGUAUGUGAUGUAUUUCCUCGCUGCCCUGUUUGGAUAUCUGACCUUCUACGGGAACGUGGAGGCAGAGCUGCUGCACACCUACAGCAAGAUCGAACCCUACGACACUCUGAUCCUGUGUGUGCGAGUGGCUGUGCUCACAGCUGUCACGCUGACUGUGCCGAUUGUCCUGUUCCCGGUGCGCCGGGCCAUUCAGCAGAUGAUCUUCCCCAACAAGUCGUUCAAUUGGAUCCGUCACAUCAUCAUCGCCUUCAUUCUCCUCACCUUCAUCAACAUGCUUGUCAUCUUUGCACCGAACAUCCUGGGCAUUUUCGGAAUUAUCGGUGCGACUUCUGCUCCCUGCCUCAUCUUCAUCUUCCCUGCCGUCUUUUAUAUCCGCAUCGUUCCCAAAGAGGACGAGCCCAUGCGCUCCACAGCCAAAAUCCUGGCUGCCUGCUUUGCUGGUUUGGGUGUGCUGUUUAUGACUAUGAGUUUGAGCUUCAUCAUCAUCGACUGGAGUACAGGAAUCAGCAAUGUUGCUGGUGGCCACUAGAGGACAGUUCAAGUUUGUGUGUCUGUGUGUGAGAGAGAGAGAGUGUAUGAGUGCGUGAGUGAUCAGGGGAGUGUAUUGACAAAAUUUCUGUUAUACACAGGUUGAGCGAGGCUCAACUGAAGCACAUUUUUGUAUAUUUCUUUUCUUUUUCUUUUUUUUUUGUGUUGGAUUGUUUUUAGUGUAGUUCUCAGUUCCAGCACCAAACACACAUGAACCAGAUAAUCAACACAGUUUUAACAAAACAAAAAACAAACCAUCAAGAAAACCCAAAUUGAUCAGUCGAUGAGGAUUUUAAAGACAGACUUUUAUUACCUUUGGGGUUUAGGCUGCGUUGGAUUGGUUAGAGAGAGAAACCAGCAGGAUGAUUGCAAUGAUUAAUGAUUGCCCUAUUUGAGAGAAAAUGCUAAUUGCCACGGAUCUGAACUUUCAGGAUUCAGUCUCAGAUUAUUCAGUGUUAUCUUUCCUCGUCUGCCAUUUAGAAUGCUAUACCUGGGUACUAGAAUGCUUAUUCGAACAGAUCUACAGCUAGCUCUGUAUGAAACAUUUUAUAUUUUGUAACGCGUAUUGAAGUAGCUUAGAUAUAAAAAAAAAAAAUCCUAAUUAUAAUAAUAAUACUAAUCCAGCAUGGUCCAGAAGUCUCCAAAUGUGGGGCAAGUGAACACUUUUUAUCAAAAUGGCCAAAACUUCUUCAUUAACGUCAUUUCUUUGUAAACCCACGGAGUUGUCUUUCAAAACUAUGGCUCCCAGUUUGUUUUUACUGAAAAUGUCCAUUGCAACCUUGCAACAGAUUCGUGAUCCAGCCAUGAGAAUGAUUACUGUAUAUUCUUUUGUCAAAGGCAAAAAAAAAAAAAAACUUUUGGUAGAACCUGUAAUAAAAAAAAAAGAUUUUUUUUUUUUUAUUGCCAAUCAUAGGAGUGGCAUGUUAUAGAAAGUUUAGCAAAUUUGCUAUUGAAACGUUUUUAAUUUUCCCCAGAAUGAAGUGUUGGAUAUAGUUGAAGUCACAUGUUGGAAUCUUCAGGCAGAAUAUUCAUAUGUAGUAGCUUCAGCUGUAACUAUAGUAAUGUCUCUGAGCAUUCCUUUCCUUCAUGCUGUCAUGCAUCGAAUACAGGAGGAAUGUGUGUGUGUGUGUGUGUGUGUGUGUGUGUGUGUGUGUGUGUGUGUGUGUGUGUGUGUGUGUGUGUGUGUGUGUGUGUGUGUGUGUGUGUGUGUGUGUGUGUGUGUGUGUGUGUGUGUGUGUGUGUGUGGUGUGUGUGUGGUGUGUGUGUGGUGUGUGUGUGGUGUGUGUGUGUGUCUGUCUGUGUAGACCAAAAUCAGCUGCUGUUAGAGAAACAGGUCUGUGGUGCUGAAGCCAUCUUAAAUAUACGACACAGGGAUUUUGUACGGUUUCUCGUAAAGUACAAAAGUUCCUUCCUGUGUCUGCGAAAAUUGACAAGUACAUUUAACGAUAAGUUAAGCACUAUUUAUUACCAUGUAUGAACUAUUUUUUAAGCCAUCGGGUGAGUUUUUGACACACACAAAAACUGUCGAUCAUAUUUAACCAUAUAUUCAUUUUCAGUAUUUCGAACGAGAUGAGUGAUUUAUGCAGAAGGUUUGCAAAAGCUGUAUCUUGUAAAUAUUGACGGCUAAUUGUGCAAAGCUCACGAACGGAAUUUAAACUCGUGAAUUUUGACAGAGUAAGACGUGUAGAAAUGACAUGUACGUAUAAUUUAUAUGGAUUAAACAAAACCUUACCUCCUCCUUUUUUCCUGUACCUGUGCUGUUUUGAGGUGUUUGAUGUGAAUCGUGCCUUAUUGACAUCGGUCCUCUGUAAAGGAUAGUGUUUGUGUGUUACAUGAUUAGUUGUAGUUGGGACACCUGAUUCGAAACCUACUUAAUGUCCAUGGGACGUUCUGUGCUGGGACAGCAACAAUGACCGUUCAACGAUAGAGUGCUUAACAUGUUAAAACAUGAUAGAAUGACCUCGGAGUCAAACGCCUCCAGCACCAAGAACCUUCAUCCAGCACCAAGAACAGCGACUCUUGUUGCACAUAGAUAUUAGAAAGUAGUAAUAAAAAGAAUGUUGACUCCUUGCUAACAAAAAUGGCCAACAGGUCAAGAUUUUUAUUACUGUCUCUAUUCUAAAUGUUUGUGUUUUUUUUUAUCUCUCUGAAAAAUAUUUUUAAGAUUUUCGACAACAGUGUGAUUAAGAAUUGCGCCAUGAAAAAAUUAAUGUCUUUAGAUAGAUUUCCAUACAAAUGCUUUUCCAUUAGGUGGUAUAUUGCAAAAUUGGUCUGAAUGGUAAAAAGUAAUUUUAUAGUUGCUAAAUGAAAGGUAGAAUUGUGACGAAGUUACACUAAGUUAUGAAAAGGAACUCGGUAAAUAAACUAAAGGUCCUAUUUAUACCCUAUACAGUGUAGAAGAGAAGGUUGAAUCGAAUGGCCAGAAUAAUUUGAACUUUUUUUUUUUUUUUUUUUUUCAUCCAAUGUUAUAUUUACAAACAUACUUUUUUUUAGUAUAGCGUAGGGAAGUGCUUCCCCACACAGCCCUUGAGUAUUAGUAUUGUAUUCUUUUCUGAUCACUUGUUCACGUUGUUUUAUUUUACAUAGCAGUAUAAGUGAUUUACUGACAUGACAUAACAAUUAAGGAGCGUGUUUACUCGCAGAGUUUAUGGGGACGGUUUAUUUUGGCGACUUUACAGCACUUUGAUUUCAUGUAAUAUUGAAAGACAAUGUGGCUAUUGUUUGGAUUAUUUUAUCGAAUUUCUCUAGACUGGAACUCUGCUUUGUUCAUCAAACCAAAAACUAGGGCUAAUGCCCCAUCAGGAAGUCUGAGCUCAUACCAAAGGGUCUUUAACAUGCAGAUUUUGACAGACAGACAUCCAAUGUGUCGGACAGCUAUUCUAUACAAUUAUCCCAUUGUUCCUUAUGAUGAUGUUUAAAGUCAUGAAUCCGGGAUUACUGCUUUUUUGUGACUCUGUGGUGGGAAUAUACAAAUGUAAACACCGCUUCUGUUUAUGCCUGUCAAGCUUGUAUAGUGUAAAUAGCAGAACUGGUUUUAGUUUAAAAAUAAAGAAAACAUAUUUAGUUGUUUCUAA